Molecule: messenger RNA, 1178 nt
Organism: Hibiscus syriacus
Lineage: Eukaryota; Viridiplantae; Streptophyta; Magnoliopsida; Malvales; Malvaceae
Product: AT-rich interactive domain-containing protein 2-like
Exons: 2
Coding region: 271-1071 (266 amino acids)
Source: RefSeq, a predicted model, not a curated record
CCCUCCUUUUACUAAUACCAAAGAGCUCAUCGAAGGUAAGAUGAGAGAAUGGGUUGAGGGCACCAAAAGAGGCUUACAAAUAAAACCCUAAAAUAUAAGGGUAGAAAUUUAGGCAAAAUCAAAGGUGCAAAAAGAGGACUGAGAAGGAAAAUAAAGUCUCAUCAAAAUUUCUAGAAAAACCAUAAGGUGCAUCCAUGUGAUGAUCACACUAAAUUGGAGUACAAUCUCAGAGAGAGGUUGAGUAGCACAAAGCAACUCCAUUUGGGGAAAAUGGCAUCGAAGGGGCUUGAUCGGUCACCGUCUUCUUCCUCCGGGAUUCAUAAUGAUUUGUGCAGUUCUGUGUUGAGUACAUAUUGUGACUCUGCAACUCUAGGUUUAGUGUUAAACUAUAAUGUCAACAUUCAUGUUCCUAUUGGACCACUUUUUCAAGUUGAGGUACCAGAGUGGACUGGUGGAGCUUCAGAAAGCGAUCCGAAAUGGUUAGGGACUCGUGUUUGGCCAUCGGAAAAAAAGGAAAACAAAUUCAUGAUCGAAAGGGAUCGGAUCGGAAAGGGAAGACAAGAUUCAUGUGGCUGCCAUAUUCGAGAUUCGAUACAAUGUGUAAGGUCUCAUGUCGCUGAGAAAAGGUUGAAAGCAAAGCUCGAGCUCGGUUUCGCUUUCUACCGGUGGAAAUUCGAUAAGAUGGGCGAAGAGGUUGCAUUUUCUUGGAAAGAGGAAGAAGAGAAGAUGUUUUCGUGUAUAGGUAAGUCGAAUCCUUUAUCACUAUGGGAUGGAAGCUGCAAACAUUUUCAUAACAAAAGUAGGGAACAACUAGUUUGCUACUAUUUCAAUGUCUUUCUUUUGCAACAUAAAGCAUAUCGGAAUAGGGUCACUCUGAGGAACAAUAAUGACGACGACGAGGAGGAAAUAGGAGCUGAAGAAGAGGCGAUAAGAAAAGGCAUUGGGCAUAAACCUACUAACUCCUACACCUCCAUCUUAAUUUCCCCAAAGAAGAAGGAAAAGAAGUCAAGAUACUCUCCUCAAUUCAGUGUGCAACACUUUGCCAAUAUAAAAAAGGUGAAAUUCCUAUGAAAAUGAUAGUUGAAAACGAAUCUUUCAGUGGCAAAGGUUUUGUUUUAUGUAGCCAUUUGAGAAGGAAGGGCUGAAGAACUGAUCAUACCUUUGGUCUAUUGCAGCUU